UCUGAACUCGGUGUCUUUGUUUACUUGCCGCUGGCUCUCUUUGCUCGAUCCGAGCCUCGAUGUGCAAAGAAAGGAGGAACAUGUCCGCCUUGCAGGUGCUGCGGGUGUCGGUACAUGAGCGGAUCAGCGCUGCAGCUGAAGACUUUCUGCUGCGGGUGGAGAAAGGAGGAGAAACGGCUCAAGUCCCGUCGCUGAGAGCGAUGCUAACCGAGCGGCUAACGGCGGCGGCUGAGGCGAUCCUCGCGGUGAUUGCGGAAACCGUGGCAAAGUACGAAGACCGAGUGGAGCAGUCAGAACGGGAGAUCUGCCGCCAGAGGAGGCUGCUCGAUGCCGUGAUGAUGCCCGAAGUCCGGCUGCACAGAGCAGACAUCCUGCAACUGGUGGUGAGUAAAGAAGAGGUUCCCUCUGAGCAGCAGCAGUGGAGCUCCCCUGUUGACCAGGAGGACCCAGAGCCCCCCCACAUUAAAGAGGAACUGGAGGAACUGUGGAUCAAUCAGAAAGGAGAGCCGCUUCAACAACUGGAAGAGGCUGAUAUGAAGUUCACAUUGACUCCGUUCACUGUGAAGAGUGAAGAAGAUGAAGAGAAACCUCAGUUGACACAGCUUCAUCAGAGUCAGACUGAGGAGGACAGUGCAGACUUUGGAGGCCAAGAACCAGCCAGGAACUUAGGUCCUGAUGGACAUUUACAACCAGAUCCUGAGGACAAGACUGAAGACUCCACUGAGACUGAAGUCAGUGAUGAUGAUUGGGUUCCGACCAGUGAACCUGGUUCUGGCUUAAAUAUAAGAAAUAACAAACAGCCUCUAAGUGAUAUGAGACGUAAAACUGAUAAGAAACCCUUUAGUUGCUCUGAGUGUGCUAAAAGAUAUCGUUAUAAGAGUGCUCUUAUUCAACAUAGUAGAGUUCAUACAGGAGAGAAACCAUUUAGUUGCUCUGAGUGUGGUAAAAGAUUCAGAAUAAAAAAAGGUUUAACUUACCACAUGAGAAUUCAUACAGGUGAGAAACCAUUUAGUUGCAAACAUUGUGGUAGGACAUUUGGCCAAAGUAACUCAUUAACUCGUCAUAUGAGGAGUCUUCAUCCAUAUAGUGACUUAGCAUAAUUGAUAUAAGUUUACAGCUACGUUUGUUGUUUUGACAAUGUCUUGCCUAUGGUUGGUAACCCAAACUCAUGUUCAAAUUAGAUCGUAAUCCAAAAUGCCGUGUACUGUGUACCCGUUACAUCUGGGGGAUUAAUUCCAUUCUGUUUAUCGGUAACUAAACUGCAAGGAGGCCAUAUGUAUCUGCCAGGACCUGCCUACAUGCCUAAGAUGAGCUAAGAUAAACGGUCAGAAGUCACUUCUCCGAUCUUCUUCUCUCCACCUCACUGUACCACCUGUUUGUUUGACAACCAUGGGAUCUAGAGCCUUCAGUCGCUCUGCUCCCCCCCGGGAACUCCCUACCACCAGACAUUUGAAACAUUGACUCUCUCCUUUUUAAAAUCUCAUCUGAAAACUCAUCAUUUUAAACAGAAAUAUUGCGUUUGAUUGUCUUCUAAGGUUGUGCAGUUAAUCAAGUUUUAAUCGCAAUUUCGAUUAUGGGGUCAAACUACUAUAAUUGAGUUGAAAAGAUUACCUGACUUUUUUUGUCGAAAGAGACGCACAUGCGCAAUUCAGUCCUUCCCCAAAAGCAUUCAGCAGCCCAGCUGACAGGCACUCACUCUCAAGCAGCUGUUAAGUGAAGGAGGCGAGUUGUGUGUGUGGUGACCGGCGGUGAAAAAACAGUGUGAGUGGAAAAGCAGGGAGGGCAGCCCACACUGCAGCAGCACACCAUGUAGCGGCUGCGCACCACUAUACUCAAGGGUGCUCCCGCCUGGCUAUUCAGACCGGACGUGCAUUUUUAUCUGCACUGGUCAGCCUGCCAUUCUCCGCUUGCUGUUGUAUGUAACCCGUUCAAUGUAGGGGUUAAGGGGGUAAAUGAUGACGUUCCUCAUAGCCAUCCCCCACCCCUCUCUUUAUCUCUCUGUCUGCUUGUAGUGGGGGGGCAGAUGGGGACAUUUAAUAAUGAGAGAAAAUUUCAAAGUUCUCAGUUACAAUGUGUUUUUUUGGAGAGUGUUAGGGUUGCCAUCAUUAAGGGUUUGAAUAACCGGGCACCGAUAGCCUGGUUUCAUGGAGGAAUAAUACACACAGCCGUCAUUGGUGUUUACCUGAACCGGAAGUGAUUCCCUUUAUUGCGCACGCUCCAGUCAUUAAAAGAAUAAAGCAUAUACUUCAGAUUAAGAGCACAUAUUUAUAAUCAUUUGAAUAAUUGUGAUUUUGAUAUUGUCCAAAAAAUCGCAUUGUUUUUUGUUGUGUUUUUAUAUCUGCUGUGUAAGGUGACCUUGAGUGCUCCGAACGCUAGAAAUAAAUAGCUGUCUUGUAAAAAUAAGACAAUAAAAUGUAUGCAUUAUGAUUGCAUGUGAGAAAAUAGGUUCUCCAUGAAGAGGAGCAACCUCCCAACCAGCCUAGACCCUCACCCAGUGCUGCUGCUAGCCAUUUUGGUGCCCUAAGCAUAACUCCUUUA
Messenger RNA from Platichthys flesus (European flounder), 2538 nucleotides. RefSeq names its product zinc finger and SCAN domain-containing protein 12-like. The record is from RefSeq and is a predicted model, not a curated record. Bases 60 to 1100 code for a protein of 346 amino acids. The transcript is spliced from 2 exons. Gene Ontology annotation, molecular function: DNA-binding transcription factor activity; RNA polymerase II cis-regulatory region sequence-specific DNA binding. NCBI's taxonomy places the organism in Eukaryota, Metazoa, Chordata, Actinopteri, Pleuronectiformes, Pleuronectidae. Gene Ontology annotation, biological process: regulation of transcription by RNA polymerase II.